This is a messenger RNA of Ostrea edulis (European flat oyster), 1618 nucleotides long. RefSeq lists its product as uncharacterized. NCBI's taxonomy places the organism in Eukaryota, Metazoa, Mollusca, Bivalvia, Ostreida, Ostreidae. The record is from RefSeq and is a predicted model, not a curated record. Gene Ontology annotation, molecular function: protein binding. The transcript has 2 exons. The coding region runs from base 185 to 1012 and encodes 275 amino acids.
GAAACCAAACUAUAAUGCACAGUGUAACAGAAAAUUAGAAAUCAAUAAGACCUGAGAUUAUAUUGGUAUAAAACGAUAAGAAUUGCACAUACAGACAACAUGUGUUGCAUUUCUGUUGAAGAUAGUUUUAGAUUUAGACAGAAAAGUCCCGUGCAAGUUCUGAUAGUAUCAUUGAUAACCAAACAUGAAGUCGCGGUAUGUAUUCUGCGUUUUUCUCUGUCUAGUCAUUCGAUUCUCCUCUGCGUUUGGCGUUCAUAUCGCAGACACGGACAUUACUGUCCAAUUUCUCCUCAAAGAGUUUCAGUCUUUACGUGACCGAGUAUCUGUAUUAGAAAGUUUCAUUGAAAAACAAACGGAAUUAAUUCAGGUUCAGAAUGACAAGAUAGGUAAACUUGAAUCUAUAGUCAAGUCGGGGACAAUUAAUGAGGUUGAUUUAGAGGAGACGAACUAUUCACUUAGUGAUAUUGAAGAUGGAGCUAACCAGUCACGUGAUAACAACACUAAGACAAAACACUUAGCAUUAGAUAGAAAAAAUUACCCUACGUCGUUUAUCCCACAUAGGAUUCCACAGCAACGAAAGCUAAAAAGAGGAGUACGACUGGCUGAAGUACAACCGAUAGCAUUUUAUGCCUACAUGAGUAGUGAUUUACAAAAUCCUGGAGGACAUCACACAUUAAUCUUUGACAUCACUAAGACAAACGAAGGCAGUGGAUAUCACGCACAUCUGGGUGUGUUUAUGGUUCCUAAAUCUGGAACCUACUUCAUGUCGUGGACCAUGGGUCUCUGGAUCUCAUCCUAUCAUUCUACAGAACUAGUGGUAAACAAUCAGGUACACGGUGCAAUAUACCUUCAUACCAGUGAUGAUGAACGCGACUGUGUUACGGGGAAUCUCAUCCUAAACCUGAACGAACGAGAUGAAGUAUUCAUUAGAACAAGAGAAUCCAGCAACGUUGGAAAGAUUGCUAGUGAUGCAUACGGCAGGACAAGUUUCUCUGGAUUUCUUAUCGAAUAGCAAGCUUCAGUUGAUUUGGUAGAAUAACAGAGCAGUAGAACUUUCCUUCUUGAAUGAAUAUAUACUUCAGUCAUGGGCGUCGCCAUAUUCUCACCACAUGAUAAUUCUAACAUAUACAAACUGAGUUCACAGGAAAAUGAAAUGAUUGAAAUUCAACAACAUUUAGUUUUUUCAGAUUUUACAUUACAAAUGCUUGUUCCUGUAUCUGUAAAUAUUGGAGAAAUUUAUUCAAUUUCGACAUUCUUUGAUGUGUUCUCAUCUACAUAAAUUUUGUUUUAUUGCAUCGAAAAUAAUUUGAUUUCAUAAACACCAAGUUCAAACUUUACAUAAACAAAACACAGUGUUAAUUUAAUACCUUGUACAUUACUAUAAUGUGUAAAGUUGCAUCAUCAGCUAAGAUUUCUAUGUAAGGAUUUACAAAGAAAGGUGAUUAAUGUAGAAUAAAAACAAAAAGUGAUCCAAUAUUGAUACAUGUAAAUGUAUUACUCCUGCGAAGUUAGAUAUGUAGAGGAACCUGCAGUAUAUACAAUGUACACACUUUUGAACAACGAUCAAUUUAAGAAAUUAUAUAAAGAAUAUAAAAUAAAGAGUAGGACAAACAAGGGC